AAUCAUCAACCACGCUACCAUAUAUAUAAUAUAUAACUCAAGAAUGUGGCAAACCCAGUAAUAAAAAUACCCACAGAAAAUUCGGAUAGCUGAGCGGGGAGUGUGAAAUAGCUUAGAGUGGAUGUAAAAACGGAUAUUUUAUUUUUUCAAAUUGAACAAUUUAAGGAAAAAAAAAACAAAGUCGAGUACUAACAGAGUACUGUAAGUCAACGGUUAUAUAUAAAAUACAUUAUUUGAAUGACUGCUGACAAACGUGACUGGCGGGACAGACGUCUGUGUCAACAAGGAAAAGCAAACACCAGCGACCACCAAAACGACUCCUCAGUUUUGCUCUCCUUGAUUAAGUUUAUUACCUCCACUCCACCACUCAUCGUCUGCACUAGGGCUACCAAGGCAGCAAGUUACUAGUUUCUAACUAAAUAUCUACUUUUCCUUCACGUGAGGCAGUGCCAAUAUUUUCUGCCAAGUGAAGCUGUGCCGUAUCCUCUCUGCCAGGUGGUCAGUGCCGCAUUCUUUCUACCAGGUGGUCAGUGCCGCAUCCUCUCUGCCAAGUGGUUAGUGCCGCACUCUGCAGGUGGCAAGAACAAUGCCACCUGCACUGCUGGUCUUCACCAAGAGUUCCAGGAAUUUUCCUCCGACCAAUACCUAAGUGAGGCCCUCGUGAAGGAUCUAACGCAGUAAUGGGCGUGGGCGUGGGUAAGGGCGAAGAUGUGGGCGUGAAAGGGAUGUGGCUGGUCAAUACCUUCCUUUUCUUGUUGACUGGCAGCCAGGAAGUGCUAUUACCCUGGACGCCUCUCAUACUCAAAGCUGCUGGAUUUUCAGCCCUUGGUGUAGGCGUGGCAACAUGUAUCACCACCUUGGCAUCCAGCGUGGGCGUGGUAACAUGCCUUGCGGGAGUACGCUGGACUCGGAGUGGAGCAGUGCGUCGGCUGUUCCUGUUGCUGUUGCUGGCCGCUGCCAUCGCACUGCAAGUAUCAGCAGUGAUACUCCAGCAGCAGGGCACAGGAGAACGUACAAGCUUAUGCUACCACGAAAAUCAUCUGCUUCCUGCUUCUCCUACUUCCCCACCACUCAUAUCCCUUUCCACCUUACGCCCAGGAUCAUCAUCCUCGAAGCCAUCAACAUCUCCAUCAACAUCACUUCCAAAAACCCUAUCAGAGCUGCCGACCUCAACGAUGGGUCAUAAGAACGGAAGCAUUGUCAUUUUAAAGACAACAAACAAUAUGACCACAAUGAGGUAUCCAAAUAUUACAACCUCGCAGAAACCUGCUAUCACAACUGCCACUACAAGUACCACGAAUACGUCCACAACUGCCGACAAAUCAUCCAUGAUCUAUAAUUCCACCACAGCCAAAGAGACAGUGCCCUUUUAUUCUCAUAUGACAGUUACAGAUGAUUCCCAAAUAUUUGUCACCGAUAGCACAGAAUUAAUGCCAGGAGAAGAUAGUAUAGGACCUUCAGUGACGAUGACAGAUGAAGGUCCAGAAAAUAAACAGAAAACUCUCACUUUCACUAGUCCAAGGUCCACGAAUAAGCUAAACAUUUACAAAUAUAAUGCACAGAAAAAUCUUAUCAAGACGACAACAGCGAGAGGAUUUCGAGACAGUCUGGAAAACAGUGAUCAGGAUGUAGAUGUCAAUUAUGUGAAUGAUAACGACACAUCUCCUGAGACAGAUAGUGAGGACUCUGAAUCAAACAACGGCGAUAACUACUAUUACGACAGUGACAACGAUGGUCACCAAGGAGAUGAGAGUUCCCUGGUCAGAAACUCUGGUUCCAGCCACCACAAUGGCAUUCCAUUCCAUUAUUCACUUGACACACUUUCUAAACCCAGCUCGCAGAGAAAAUCUUCAGCAAACGUUUCCUUAACGCUUUUUGGCCAGCAAAGAUCCUUGCAGACCAAAUUUAACAGGUUGGACCAUAUUCCAUGGAAUCCUAGGUCCCGGUUAAAUAAGUUUCCAUCAGCACCACAGACCAAUCACAGAAGCAAAUCAGGCCAAGAAGACCCAGCCAUGAAUAAAGAUGUAAGCCUUGGCGACACUAAAAGUAGGAGUAGGCAAAGGAAAAGUCAUCUUGGCAAUCACAUUCUACCCCAGGUAUUCCCGUCACCCCGUCUUUCUUCAGGCGAUGCUGAGCGUUCGCUGUCAGCUUCAGACUUAGAUUGGGAUGACCAACAACAUCGGUCUUUUUCGGAGCUCAACCGUCCAAGACCGUCCAACAAUAAACUUCAGUCAUAUUUAUCCCGGCCAGUAAGACAAGCUGGCGCAUCAGGAAGUAAGUACCUAAAUGGUGACGAACUGAAGUCAGGGAUCAGGUCACACAAGAUUCCCAAGCGAACCCGCCGAUCCCUCUCUUUUAUCACAGAAAACAUGAAUAAAGAUAAUGAAAAUAACAAGACAGCAAGUCAAACAAGCAUAGAUGAUGCAAGUAUAACCAAGUCUCGCACAAUUGCUCAGCGUAAGCGAAUAGAGGAGACGGGAAGCCUGCCAGGUAACUAUGUCAGUGGUGUUGGAGUGAAAAUGGGUGUGGCUAUACUGCUGACUAUAGGUGGGUUUAUUGGGUCAGGGGUGGAGGCCAGUAUGGCCCAACUGUGGCACUGUUACUCCCAUGGUUACGACGAAGGAGGCGUGAGUCAUGACAUUCUGCAGCGCACUAUCACUCACACCUUCCACCUUAGCACCUACGCUGCUCACAAGACAUGGUCACGUCUCACCUCGGGUGCUUGGCUAUUGGGUGGAGGAGUCCUCUCCAUCAUAGCGUGCAUGGUGGGCCUAGAAGCGGGCGUAUACGGCGGGAUGGCAAGCGUGCACCUAGCCGUGGGCGUGUGUGCCCUGUGUGUACUUCUAGUGGUGCCCAUACCCUACGGUUCCGUGGACCCUCCCAGGACUCGGCGCCCACUCUCUCUCUACCUGGACGAUGAGGUACUGACGGAGGGGAUCCGUCGCCUUACCUUCCACGCCUGGGUGCUUGCCAACGGCUGUCUCGCCGCAUUCUCCUUCACCUUCGGUAUCUGGCUCCUGCAGGAGAUGACGCCGCAGGGUUCAGCACUUGCGGCACAGACGUGGGCCCUGACUCUGACUCUAAUUUCUGAGGGACUGGCUCUGCACGCCCAGCGAUGGCUCCUGUCCCAUGUCGGGCUGCAGGGAACGAUGGGUGUGGGUGGUGUGGGCAUAAUGCUGCACUUGGCCACCAUGUGGGUUGCCUCGGAGAAUGUUAACCUGAUGGUGGUGUCCCACGCUGGGCUGGGUUGUGGCCUGGCUCUAAUGUGGAUUGCUGUUAAGAACAACUCUCUACUCCUGGCCACUGUCACUGAUCAAGAGCGGGAGGCGUGGGCUUCAUGGUGGUGCUGGCGUCUCGGCCUGAGCCUAGGAGCAGUUGUGUGGGGUGCGGGUAUAGGGAAAAGUGUGAGAUCACUGUUGCUGCCUGCAACACUCAUCUCUGCCGCCGUUGCCUCCACCGUUGGUGUAGCAGCCAUCAUCACAAGACGACACUGGCGGACCCGGAGGCAUAUCUACCACACACUUGACCUCAACAUGGCCAAUAAUGCCGACGAAGACGACGACGACGACCCCUGUGAAGAUGACUGGUUGGUAAGAAGAGCCAAGAAGGAAGGCAUCACACUCUGAACAUGACAAUGAUGACCCCUGUGAAGACGACUGGUUGGCAAGAAGAGCCAAGAAGGAAGGCAUCACGCUCUGAAUGCGACGAUGACGACCCCUUUGAAGACGACUGGUUUAAAAGAAAAAUGAGAGGAAGAUUAUGGGCGACCUUGACUGGCUAUUAUUACUGCCAAAGUUUGGAACAAUCAAGAACAUUAACAUUAAAAAAGGAAUAAUUUACUUAUCGGGAAGAAAAUUAAAGAAAAAAUAAAAUUAAGAUAUAUCAAUUAUAAUUAUUAUUAUCAUAUUCAUGAAAUGCUCUAAACCCACGUGGCCUAUAUCUUUGAUUUUGAAAACUGAAAACAAAACGUGAUUUGUGCUAAUAUGAAUAAUAAAUGAAAAUCUGAAAUAUAAAAAAAAUAUAUGAUGUGGCCUCAGUAAUUUAAAGUAUGAAAUAAAAUUUUAUUUCAUUACUACAGUUAAUACAUGUAAUAAUGCCGUGUUGGCCUAACCUCUGCAAGCAGUACCAGACUGGGAAAGUUCUCAAGCAAGAAAAAUGUCACGAGGAAGUCUUCUUAUAAACAAGUGGCAAAAAUAUUGUCUUGACUAUCUGGAUGGUGUAUAAACUACUGCAACUUGCUAGUGAACAACUGAGCUUUUAUAUACGUACUUGUAGGCGCAUAUGUAAAGCUCUAGAAAACAAUAAUAAGAAUUCAUUUUUUGAAACAGUAACAACGGGUGUAUUUUUUUUUUUUUUAGGAUGUAAAGUUCUAAUUAAAGCAAAAAAGAUAUUUGGUCCAUUGACUUAUCUUAUUGCUGUUGUGAGAGAAACUUUUUACGGUAGAUGUUACUAAGAUACACGAUUCAUUUUUUGGUCGUAAUAUUUCUCCAAGACUUUAAUAAAAUAUUUUGUAGAUGUUUGAGAAAAUGUACAUUACCUGUGCUUGUAGUUUUCAUGUUCAGUAGGGUAGGUGAUUAUCAUCGUCCCAGUGUCCUGGUUAGUGGUACCUGACCAGACUUUAAUGUUGACAGCUCAGUCAGUCAGUCUGUGCUUGUUUCAAGCAGUCUGACGUAGGGCACCACAACCCUUGGUAAUGAUACAGAUCUGGUGUCCUUUUCUUGGUGGUACAACCCUAAGAUGAAGUUUAAAAAAUGUGGCAUAUAAAUUCAAUUGGUCAUCCAAUGUUUCAUUUAUUUUUGUGGUUGUUGAAUUAUUUGUCCUUCACACCUUUUUCCCCUUUGUUUUAAACUUGUUAAUUGGUGUUUAAUUACAUGAGUCUUCACAGUAUAUUUAGACUGUUCCCACAGAAUCUUUGUUUUAAAUAGUUAUUAUUACUGUUAUUGGGAAGUAUUAAACCUGUAGUAGUCAUACCGCUUCUGGGAAAUGAGGGAAAUGAAUAGGUUGAAUUCCUUGAAUUAAGAGCUCCUUACCUACAUCAUGACACCUUUGCGAUGUAAACAGUUUUAAUUACCCUGGUUGUGUGAUUGUGCUAGGCUGGGACUCUUAAACAUAGUGUUAAAUGAAGAAUAAUUCGAGAAUUUAGUAGUGUGAAAUGAUGGAUAAUUAAAAAAUGUUAUAGAGAUAACUGAAAAAUAGUUAAAUAAUGUUAUAGCGUGAAAUGAAGACUAAUUAAAGAAGAUAAUAAAUACUGUUUUUUUUUUUAUCAAAUGUUAUAUAUGGCACAUUGUGCUGCUAUUCUAUUUACAUGACAUUUUACAACCUUUUUGUUUUUAUUUUGUUGUAACAUGAGGCCUCAUUUGACCAGCUUCAAAGUUUCAACCCUAGUGUACGGUAACUAGGGCAAGGUUCUAGGUGCAAUUGGGAUAUACAGGUACCCUAUGACCAAAGUUAUUCAAGAAAGCUAUUUUUAUCAUACUUAGGGGGAAGAUCUAAACCCACAGAGGACAUUCAGUACCUGGGGAAAGUGAGACAAUAAAUUCUUUGGAUCAAGAACCAUUCAAAGGAUCAAGGUGCCUCCCAUGAAGGGUUAGGGUGGUUGAGUUCAAGCUUCAGAGCCAGUCUCAACUUUCCAUCUACUAAGCUUAGUUUUUACUUAGAGCUUAUUUGUAGCUAACAGAACAACUAUGCUCAUGAGGUCUAGUUG
Molecule: messenger RNA, 5704 nt
Organism: Cherax quadricarinatus
Lineage: Eukaryota; Metazoa; Arthropoda; Malacostraca; Decapoda; Parastacidae
Source: RefSeq, a predicted model, not a curated record